This is a messenger RNA of Diachasma alloeum, 1933 nucleotides long. RefSeq names its product glycoprotein-N-acetylgalactosamine 3-beta-galactosyltransferase 1 (gene C1GalTA). The coding region runs from base 310 to 1446 and encodes 378 amino acids. Gene Ontology annotation, molecular function: N-acetylgalactosaminide beta-1,3-galactosyltransferase activity. Gene Ontology annotation, cellular component: membrane. The transcript is spliced from 6 exons. The record is from RefSeq and is a predicted model, not a curated record. Lineage: Eukaryota; Metazoa; Arthropoda; Insecta; Hymenoptera; Braconidae.
UGCUUGUGCACGUCGGUUGUUGCGGGUGUUUUUUAAUUGUUCAAUGGCUAUUUAACUCAUUCCAAUCACCACUCGAACAAUGAGCUCAACUAAAUUAAGUAGAUCAUGAACACCGAAGACGUAGUAGUUACUCAUUAGGCACCGAAAUAAAGCCCUCGGUUGUUCUUUAAAUACUCGGGGGGGAUGACAACGAGGGGUUGGAGAAUCGUAGCUGUUGAAAAACCGCUGAGGAUGAAAGGAAGAUACAAAGCAGCGGCAAUUGGAAUUCAUACGUUGUGAAAUGAGGAUAAGCAAUGAUAAAUAAAGUUUAUGGAAAGAGGGUUUUAUCGAACUAUUGGAGCAUUCUGGAACAUGGUUCAGCAGAGGCUGUCUGCAUUUGACGGGGGACGUGGCGGUCGGAGAUUCGUGUUGACGCUGGCAAGUGGAAUGGUUUUUGGGUUCUUAUCGGCAUGUCUGCUGAUUACAGCCACGAGGGACUCCAGUAGGAUGCUGGGGUGGCUCCCAGGGGGGUCCGGGGGGUAUCGGGACCCCCAUCACUACUCAGAGCUGGAUUCAGAGCUUGGUCCAGAUACAGAAGUGAAAUUUCACGGAGCUGAUGAGGAGUUCCACAAGGGCGAGGACAAAGUAGCCCAGGAAAUGGCUAAAAAAGUUCGUGUCCUCUGCUGGAUCAUGACAGGCCCCAAGAAUCACCAGAGCAAGGCGAGGCACGUCAAAGCCACCUGGGGCAAACGCUGCAAUGUUCUCUUAUUCAUGAGCUCGGCUGAAGACCCCAGUUUACCCAGCGUUGUGCUGCCGGUGAAGGAAGGCAGAGAUAAUUUAUGGGCCAAGACCAAAGAGGCAUUCAAAUAUGCUUAUGACAAGUAUAAGGAUGAGGUCGAUUGGUUUAUGAAAGCUGAUGACGACACAUACGUUAUUGUUGAAAACCUGCGUUACAUGCUAUCAUCCUACAACCCCUCAUCCCCUCUGUACUUCGGCUGUCGUUUCAAGCCCUUCGUGAAGCAGGGCUACAUGAGCGGUGGCGCUGGUUACGUACUUAGCAAAGAGGGUCUCCGUAAAUUCAUCGAGGAGGGACUCCCAGACACGAAAAAAUGUCGUUACGACAAUGCUGGUGCUGAGGACGUGGAGAUGGGCAAAUGCCUGGAGAACGUCGGCGUCAAAGCGAUGGACUCGAGAGACCCCUUUGGAAGAGGAAGAUUCUUCCCAUUCGUACCUGAGCAUCAUCUCAUACCCAAUCACGUAGACAAGGACUUCUGGUACUGGAAGUACAUCUAUUACGAGACCAAAGACGGUCUCAAUUGUUGCUCAGACAGUGCCGUAUCAUUCCACUAUGUAUCGCCAAAUAUGAUGUACGUACUUGAGUAUUUAAUUUAUCACUUGAGACCCUACGGGGUCACUCACAACAUCGAGGAGUUACCACUGAGGCCAUCAGCUAUCACUGAAUACUAGUCCAAAGAAAAUUAUAGGAAUCAAUUGUUGUUGUUUUUUCUCUAAAUGGCCAUGUCAACUGUACAGUAAAAAAUUCGAAUGCUAGUCAUCAGACGCCAACGACUCACAUUUUUCCUUCUUCUAAAAGAGAUGAGAGAAUUAUUCAUCAACUAUUCAAUAUUUGAUAAUGAAAUAAUUCCUCUCGUCCCAUUCAACGUAAUUGUGCAACAAUGCAAGAUUAAUCGAAUGCAUAAUCCAGCAUGAAAAGCACAAGUUUUUUAAGUAAAUUAAGUGAAUAAAGGGAUACGUACAGUGGAUGUUUUUUAAUGCAGAAUGAGGAUAUAUAGAUAUAUAUACACAUAAAACUGUAUUUCAUAAUGUUAAUGGUAAUAAUAUAAUAUAAUAAUCCCAAUAAUGUCGUUACUACCCAAGUAAUAAAUACUAUAAAUACAUAAGUGAGUCUGAGGAUUCUGUGUGAGUAAAUAAAACCAAUGAAUCUUCACAAUUU